This is a messenger RNA of Juglans regia (Persian walnut), 890 nucleotides long. RefSeq names its product LOB domain-containing protein 4-like. NCBI's taxonomy places the organism in Eukaryota, Viridiplantae, Streptophyta, Magnoliopsida, Fagales, Juglandaceae. The record is from RefSeq and is a predicted model, not a curated record. Bases 226 to 813 code for a protein of 195 amino acids. The transcript is spliced from 2 exons.
CACACACUCUCUCUCUCUCUCUCUCUCUCUCUCUCUCUUUCUCUCUCUCUCUCAACUUCCCUUGUUGCACAAGUUAUUGUUACCUUCUUUUUCUUCUUUCUUUUGUUUUCGUCUUCUAGCUAGCUAGCUAGCUGCGUGUUUUUUUAGCUAAUUAAAUUUAUAAACCUAAAGUUGUAGUAGUACAGUACGUAUUGAGUCUAAUUGGUGUCACCCACGAAAAUAUCAAUGAAGGAGAGCGGAAGAAAACAAGGUGCAAUGUCGCCAUGCGCGGCAUGCAAGCUUCUUCGAAGGAGAUGUGCGCAGGAUUGCGUGUUCGCUCCUUAUUUUCCAGCCGACGAACCGCACAAGUUUGCUAGCGUGCACAAGGUUUUUGGAGCAAGCAAUGUCAACAAGAUGUUACAGGAAUUGCCGGAGCACCAGAGAAGCGAUGCAGUGAGUUCAAUGGUGUACGAAGCAAACGCUAGGGUAAGAGAUCCUGUGUAUGGUUGUGUGGGAGCCAUCUCAUCUCUACAACAACAGGUUGAUGAUCUCCAAACUCAAUUGGCACUUGCACAGGCUGAGGUUGUACACAUGAAAAUGCGGCAGCACCCAGCUUCUUCGAUAUCCACUAGUACUACUACAACCUCUAAUUAUCCACCCACAACCAUGAAUUCUCCUCCUGAUCUGAAUAAUUCAUUCCCGGCCUCGGCUAAGUCUCAUCAUCAUUAUCAUCACCAUCACCUGCCUUCUCAGACCAAGUCUUUUUUUCCCAUGGACAUUGUGCAUGAGAUAGAUCAUCAGGCCAAUAUGGGAGAGUCUUUGUGGUCAUAUUAGCUGUCUAUCUACCUAGGUUGCCUUGAUCAAUUAGAUUGAUAUAUUUUUCCUUAUUAAUUAAUUCCUAUCAUAUAUAU